Molecule: messenger RNA, 1679 nt
Organism: Morone saxatilis (striped sea-bass)
Lineage: Eukaryota; Metazoa; Chordata; Actinopteri; Moronidae
Gene: gpr61l
Product: G protein-coupled receptor 61-like
Exons: 1
Coding region: 53-1345 (430 amino acids)
Biological process (GO): G protein-coupled receptor signaling pathway
Cellular component (GO): endosome; plasma membrane; signaling receptor complex
Molecular function (GO): G protein-coupled receptor activity
Source: RefSeq, a predicted model, not a curated record
UCCACAUAUGAAGACACCUGAAAAUACAAAUGGAGGAAGUUGUGAAUGAAUAAUGGCCGAUAAGACUGGUCCCAUGAUAGCUUCUGUUCCAAAUCACCCAGUGACCAAUCUCACCACUGCCCUAUGGGAGCCCAAUCCUACGGUUCCUGCCGCUGUGGGCGUCGUCACAAGCUCCCAGUCACAGAUCAAAGACCUUUUUGGGUUGUUCUGCAUGGUGACCCUUAACCUCAUUGCUUUGUUGGCCAACACUGGUGUGAUGGUGGCCAUUGCCCGUGCUCCUCACCUGAAGAGGUUUGCUUUUGUGUGUCACCUUUGUGCAGUGGACCUACUGUGUGCCAUCCUCCUCAUGCCUUUGGGUGUCAUAUCCAGCUCACCGUUCUUUGGCACUGUGGUGUUUACUGUUCUGGAGUGUCAGGUUUACAUCUUUCUCAAUGUUUUCCUCAUCUGUCUGUCUAUUCUAACCAUCACAGCCAUCAGUGUGGAGCGUUACUUCUAUAUUGUACACCCCAUGCGUUAUGAGGUCAAGAUGACCAUCAACCUUGCUAUUGGUGUCAUGGUCCUAAUUUGGGUAAAGUCAGUCCUGUUAGCUUUGGUCACGCUGUUUGGAUGGCCAGCUUAUGGACAUCAGAGCUCUAUAGCUGCAGCUCACUGCUCUCUCCACGCGAGCCACAGUCGUCUAAGAAGUGUGUUUGCUGUGCUCUUCAGUGUGGUCUGUUUCCUGGUUCCUGCGGUGGUUAUCUUUGCUGUUUACUGUGCCGUGUAUAAGGUCGCUCGUUCUGCAGCCCUGCAGCAGGUCCCUGCUGUGCCAACGUGGGCAAAUGCGAGCCCUGCUAAAGAUCGCUCGGACUCCAUCAACAGCCAGACCACCAUGAUCACCACCACCCGUACUCUGCCCCAGAGACUUUCUCCAGAGAGGGCCUUCAGUGGAGGCAAGGCUGCCCUUACUUUGGUGUUCAUUGUGGGUCAGUUCUUGGUUUGCUGGUUGCCCUUCUUCAUCUUUCACCUGCAAAUGUCGCUGACUGGCUCCAUGCAGAGCCCUGGGGACUUAGAGGAGGCAGUUACCUGGCUGGCCUACUCCUCCUUUGCAGUUAACCCGUUCUUCUAUGGCCUGUUGAACAGGCAAAUCAGAGAAGAGUUAGUAAAGUUUAGACGCUGCUGCUUAACCCAGCCGGCGGAGUUUGGGGCAUCCAGCCAUGAGGGUUCCCUCCAGGAGAACUUCCUCCAGUUCAUCCAGAGAACCAGUAGCACAGCUGAAACCUUAUCCGGAUGUGCUAACUCCCAUCCCAGAAACACUACGGACCAGGGGAUAAAGAUCCCUGGACAAAUACCCGAGGAGCAUGCUUAGACAUUGACCAACAUGAGUUUUGGAAUACAGUGCUAAUAUAUGGGCCGUGACAGUUUGUGAACCAUUUUUUUUAAGGGAUACACUCACAUUUUACUGUAUACCGUAAAACAAUACUGACUGUCCAUAUAUACACAGAAACAAUCAUUGGCUGCUGUAGUUAUUCCUUCUGUUCAGGCAACAAAGAAAAAUUAUUUAAAGAAAAUUCAAUGUCAGUGAUGGGGUACAAAUUCUACAGUCAUUGUUUAAUGCAAAAAUCCCCACUUGAUUUGGAUAACAUAGCCUUUUAUUAUCUUCAGCUGAAUUUAAGGAUUUUUUUUCUUUGCAAGAAAAAAUA